AUGAAUCAAGCUGCCAGAGGUUCACGAGUCGUCUUUGUGGGCAAUAUUCCUUUUGAGCUCACAGAGGAACAGCUCAUUGACGUGUUCAAGGAAGUCGGACCUGUAGCGUCUUUUCGUUUAUUAUUUGAUCGUGAAAGCGGACGACCGAAAGGUUAUGGAUUUUGCGAGUUUUAUGAUGCCGAAACAGCUGCAAGUGCCGUACGCAAUCUAAACGAUUAUGAAGUUGGCGGUAGACAGUUGAGAGUUGAUUAUGCCGCCAUGGACGAUCACCAGCGUUCGGCCGGUCCACACAAUAAGCACGCACCACAACAGCCAACCCCAUCACAGCAUGCCCCACCUCCGAUGCCACAGGUAAGACCAUCACUAUUUCAUCGUACAUGGGAUAGGGAAUUAGGAAACGCCAUGUCUCCAGGACCAGCGGCUGGUAAACCCGGGGCUGCGCCUGUAUCCUCCGUGGUCGAAAUUUCAAAAGUGCUUGCUUCCAUGAGUCCCCAAGAUUUGUUCACCUUGAUGAGUCAGAUGAAGCAAAUGUGUUUUGAAAAACCGGAUGCUGCACGUGAUUUCUUAACGGCCAACCCUCAAGUAUCGUAUGCGUUAUUUCAGGCCAUGGUGAUGAUGAAUAUUGUGGAUCCAAAUAUUAUUACUAGAAUCAUGAGUAGUCCUGCUGUACCUGCUGCGCCUGCUCCCGCGGCUGCUGCUUCACCUGUCGUCAAUGUUGCCACCCCUCCUCCUGCCGUCAUGCAAACGCCCGUUCAGCCUUCCAUGCCACCCAUGCCAACCAUGCCAGUUAUUCCUCCGUCACAACCACCGCAACCCCCCGUGAAUCAUACUAUGCCAUUCCCUGCUGCCGAACAACAAAAGGCGUUAUUGAUGCAAGUGUUGCAGCUAACCGAAGAACAAAUCAACGCGCUUCCACCCGAGCAUCGCGAACAAAUUCGACUAUUGGUAAAUUUUUCUUUGCACAAAAAAUGUCGGAUCGAUAUCUGCGUGGGUUGCUAA
Molecule: messenger RNA, 999 nt
Organism: Radiomyces spectabilis
Lineage: Eukaryota; Fungi; Mucoromycota; Mucoromycetes; Mucorales; Radiomycetaceae
Exons: 8
Coding region: 1-999 (332 amino acids)
Biological process (GO): mRNA 3'-end processing
Cellular component (GO): mRNA cleavage and polyadenylation specificity factor complex
Molecular function (GO): mRNA binding
Source: RefSeq, a predicted model, not a curated record